Sphaeroforma arctica JP610 is the source of this 594-nucleotide messenger RNA. RefSeq lists its product as hypothetical. The coding region runs from base 1 to 594 and encodes 197 amino acids. The transcript has 2 exons. Lineage: Eukaryota; Ichthyosporea; Ichthyophonida. The record is from RefSeq and is a predicted model, not a curated record.
AUGACGUACAUACAAUCAGAGAGAGCCACAAGGAACCUAAGCAUGGAAAUUGGGGAUAAUACAGACAAGGCGCUGCUAGUUAUGGCAGGACGGGCCUCCACGCCGGGUACAUGGGCAAAUAAUACUGCAUUUUCAUCAUAUUGGUUCAGUAUUCCAUAUGCUUACGCUCAGUCAGGCUGGCUUUUGGGCACGUUAUUUUUGCUGAUUACGUUAGGAAGUUCCUGGAUCACCGGACUUAUCUAUGGGUCGAUAAUCAAUGAUCGCUACGAUAUCUUAUUAAGUAAGCGCAAUAAGGAACUAAACGCAAUAUAUACGCGAAAGAUCGAGGUGCCUCUUGGUAUGAGAGAGACACCAAUAAUGUGUCAUCGCAAAUCUAACAUGACUACUGGGCCGACGCGCGGAGCUAUCAUGAGAGAUGAGAAAGAAGUAGUCGUCAAGGAGACUAAGAGUGGAACCUUACCCAGUGCUACGCCGCUAGACGUGUUGACAACCGAAGUGUACGCUAAAGAUGUGACACUUGCUGAUCUUUACAGGGAUUUGAUGGGGCGUGCGGGGCCCGUGAUAGGUAACAAGGAGUUGACCUCCACUCGAUAG